AUGGGAAAAGUCAAGUACAUCCUCCUCGACUGCGACAACACCCUCUGCCAAUCCGAACGCCUGGCCUUCGAAGCCUGCUCGGAAUUGACCAACGAAGUGCUGGAGAAACACAACAUCUCCGCCCGCUACGACGUCGACUCCCUGCUCGAAGACUUCGUCGGCCACAACUUCCGCAACAUGCUCGUCGGCCUGCAGAAGAAGCACAACUUCUCCAUGAAGCCCGAAGAAGUCGACGACUACGUCAGCAAAGAACUGGGCAAAGUGACCCAAAAGCUGAGCGAGAAAUGCGUGGAAUGCCCCGGCGUGACGGAGCAGCUGGAGUGGGCCAAGAAAGAAGGCUACCCCAUGGCCGUCGUCUCCACCUCGGCCAAACCCCGCGUCGUCGCCUCCCUGAAGAAAUGCAACCUCAUGCGCUUCUUCACCGACGAGCACGUCUACAGCGCCGCCACCUCCAUGCCGACUCCCUCCUCCAAACCGGAUCCCGCCAUCUACCUCUUCGCCUGCAAGGAGUUGGGUGUCAAGCCCGAGGAGACGCUGACGGUCGAGGACUCCAAGUCCGGUGCUACGGCGGGCAUGCGGGCGAAUAUCCCGACGGUGGCGUAUGUGGGGAUUUAUGGGAUUGAGGAGGGCAAGGAGAAGGAGGAGCAGAUGGCUAAGGUGUUGACGGAGCAGACGAAGUGUAAGGUUGUUAUGUAUGAUUGGAAGGAGUUCCCGCAGUGCGUGAAGAAGAUUGAGGAGGGCUUGUAA
This is a messenger RNA of Recurvomyces mirabilis, 747 nucleotides long. RefSeq lists its product as uncharacterized. The transcript has a single exon. Bases 1 to 747 code for a protein of 248 amino acids. NCBI's taxonomy places the organism in Eukaryota, Fungi, Ascomycota, Dothideomycetes, Mycosphaerellales, Teratosphaeriaceae. The record is from RefSeq and is a predicted model, not a curated record.